AAAAAAUAAAUACAUACCAAUAUUUGUGAUUGUUGUGAUAUAAUUAUUUAAUACAAGAAAUAUGAUUUUAAUAAUACGUGUGUGAUAUUUAUAACCAGCCUAAUUUGAAUUGAAACACAUUAUAUAAUAUUGAUAGCUCGCGAACAACAUUCAUAAAAUUUCAUUUGGAAUAUAACUUUUUAAACAUUUUUUCUUUGAUAAUAUAAUGGAAUCGUUAUCAAAACAAGAACUUAUUUCAACAAUAACGAAACAGGCAGAUCAAAUUAAGCGAUACGAAGGUCGAUUAAGAGAUGUUGUUGCUGCAUAUAAAGGUCUCGCUAAAGAAAAGGAGGCUCUGGAGAUAAGUUUGAAGGCGUUAAAUAGGACUGAAAAUAAUGAAGAUGGCUCAAAAGACUCCAUAGCAGCUCUCACCCUGUCACUGUCGACACUAUCAGCAGAAAAAGCACGAAUGGAAGAGGCUUUCCAGACUGAUAAGAAGGUGACUAGGGAUAAGUAUGAGAACAUGUUGGCUUCAACAAGAGAAGAGACUAAGACGUUGGUUCAACAACAUUUAGCAGAAGUCGGUAAUCUUAAAGCUAAGAUUGCUUAUGAAAUUCAAGAACGAGAGAGGGAGAGGGCUGAUCACGCUGCAAUGCUGAAGGAAUUACACAUGAAACUAAAUUCCGAGAGAAAAACCAAAGAGAAGCUAGAGGAUAAAGUUGUACAUAAUACAGAAGCACAAGCAUCUCAGGCAGAAUUGGAGAAGCGAGUUCGUGAUCUGAAUAGUUCUCUGGAAGCUUCUCAGAGGAGAUUACAAAGGGCCGAGGCGAGGACGGUCGAGACACCCGCUCUGCUCGUUAGACUGCAACAGAAACUGGCUUUGUUGGAGCAAUCGCAUUCCAUCGCGAUACGAGAGGAACAAAUAAAAGCGAAACGCGCUGAGGAGUCGGCGCGUAAAGUCUGCGCGAGACAAGAGGAAAGAGUCGCGCUCCUGGAAGGGAAACUGGCAGAGCUGUCGCAGACCAUUGGGGAGUACGACUUGCUCCGGAGACGAGACCAGCAGCUCAUCCAGCAGCUCAGGGACUCGCUCAACGGGAGACUUCUGGACAAAAUGGCGAGCAGCAGCGUCAUCGAUGAAAGUCAAAUAAGCGAAACUGAUAACGAGAAAUUAGCAGACAGCGAAUAUCUUCAAACAUUAAUAGACAAGAUACACAUACUGAAGAAGGAGUUGAUAGCAGAAAACGACAAACUCGGCAACCCAAUAGAGCUGUCGGCGGUAUUCAAAUUGGACGGCUACGAGAAUAUUCAUAGUAAAUGUCGAUUGGAGCUGGAGAAUUUGAAAAUCGAAUUCGAAACUUAUAAGUUACAAAAUGCUAAGGUUAAAGAAAGCGGACAAGAGGUUGAGAGUGAGAUGGAAGAUCUGAAGAGUGAGAUGGCGGUGUUAAAGGAGAAAACCGAAACUUAUAUACUAUUACUGGAGGACGAAAAGCAGGACAAACUUGACUCUUUAAGACUACACGAAGAGAAACUGAAAUCCGAAAAGGAGUACCACAAAGAGGUUGUAUCGGAUCUGAAAACAAGAAUACAGAGUCUAGAGAAACAAGUUCAGACCCAACGUGACAGAUACGCAACUUUACUGGAAGAAACCGAUAAUUAUAUAAGAUCUAGAAACGAUCGGUCGAGGAAAGUUAGUACUGAAGAAGGAAACUGGAAAGAUGGUCAUGGAGUAUUAAAUGACGGAACCGCUCCCCCCCACAUGCUGCACUACGCGCACGAGCUCGCUAGGAAGGACCUCGACAUCACACAAUUGAGACGGGAGAAGCAUACCCUGGAGGGACAGUUUAGAGAUUGUCAGCGCGAAGCAACGAUCGAGAAAGAGCGAUUUAAGGAAGUGAUAAGAACACUAAAGGAAGAAAUUGACAGGCUUAGGAGGAUACAAUCAAGGGAAGGAGCGAAUUUAGAAUAUCUGAAGAACGUUGUCAUGGCGUACUUAAUGUCGAGCGACUACGCGGGCCGGAAGCACAUGUUGAACGCUAUAGCUGCUGUGUUACAUUUCACUGACAACGAAAGGAAAAUAGUCUUUAACACCUUGUGAAUAAGGAUCGUUUUAAAUCAUCAUAAAUAUUUUUGGUCGGGACUGUAACUGUCAGCGUAUUUUUCGUUAUACCAAUAAAAUAAUAAUAAAAAUCAUAUAUACACGUUUAACAUCAAUUUUACCCCCUUUAAGGUGAUGUUUUAAAUGAUAUGCCAGCAUUGCCUUCCCCUUCAACUCGCAAUAACAUCAAUAGUAAUAUCAUAAAUACGAAAGUAACUCUGUUCUUACGCUUUCACGGCCGAAGUUUCAUCAAAUUUGAUGAAACUUUUCAUGACGUAAGCUUGAACUGCGAAGAAGGCUAAUUGUUAUACCUAAAGCCCGAGGAACAACUCCUGAAACGCGUGCGGACCCGCAGGCGACAACUAGCGGUAGAAUAUGUUCCA
Molecule: messenger RNA, 2457 nt
Organism: Vanessa tameamea
Lineage: Eukaryota; Metazoa; Arthropoda; Insecta; Lepidoptera; Nymphalidae
Gene: GCC88
Product: GRIP and coiled-coil domain-containing protein 1
Exons: 13
Coding region: 206-2074 (622 amino acids)
Cellular component (GO): Golgi apparatus
Source: RefSeq, a predicted model, not a curated record